This is a messenger RNA of Alternaria rosae, 1870 nucleotides long. RefSeq lists its product as uncharacterized. The record is from RefSeq and is a predicted model, not a curated record. Bases 1 to 1719 code for a protein of 572 amino acids. The transcript has a single exon. NCBI's taxonomy places the organism in Eukaryota, Fungi, Ascomycota, Dothideomycetes, Pleosporales, Pleosporaceae.
AUGAACCCUCCUCAACAUGGCGCGCCUUCCGGCUGGCCUCAGGCUAUGAGCUUGGAUGACGUGCAUGACGCUGCAUCCAUGCGCAAGGACUCGGUGGCUACCUUUGGCGCUCCCUCCCCACAAACAACUGCGGCAAGUUCUUUCAUCCCAACUCCUAUCUCCCCUAAGCCCGAAAUCAUCCACCAACCCCAACAUCGGUACAAGGUACCUGUGCCGCAUUGGGCGAACGGACAACGACCACCUACUCCACCCCUUCAUCACCUCGACGAUGUCCAGCACUACCCGUGCCAACAUGAUCCUGCGAACCCAUUGCGGGGCCCUUCAGAGUAUUCAUCGCCGUACGGCACAUUUGCACCAGCAUACAUUCAUCCCUCAGUAUCGAGCAUCCAGGGUCAUCCGUCACAACAAACUGUCGUUCCACGCCCUCGAUUUCAUCCAUCCGCCAAUAUCCUGCAACCGUCGCAUCAGCAGCAGAUACUCCAAUCCCAGCCUGCUCAGAAAGCGCCCUCUAUCCAGUAUUGGCCAACCCACAACCCUAUCAUGAUUGAUGCGCAGAGCAAGAAGAAGCAGGAGGAGUACAGAAGAAAGGGCGAGGCAACGAGGAGAAAGACAGUUUCCUCCCAAGCCUCCGCGCCGCAGUAUGAACCGAUCAAAGAGCCUGCAUCUAUGCCUCACAAACGCAAGGCUUCAAUCGUUGACGACUUGACAUCUACACCUGCGCCUCCUCCUCGCUUUAGGCGUCUUCUUCCGGGUUCACCCAAACCAAAACAUGCACAGCAACAGAACUCCACAAGCAGCCCAGUAGUAAACUACCAUCCGCCUCCUCAUGGACCACAACCGGGCCCCAUGCACUACAUCGGCCCGCUGCAGUAUUACCCACCACCACAUACCUCUCCCUACCCACCGUAUGAAGAGCCGUUUCAUGCGCGACCCUUGGUCUAUAUGCCGCAACGUCGACCGCAUACGCCUGCAGCACCUCCACCACCGCCUCCCAAGAUCGUCGACCCUGAGACUCUACCUCAGCAUAUCACGAACGCUUAUGACGAGUACAAGUGGCCGGCCGUUUUGUAUGAGCUACAAGCUGCACACGGCUUCGAAUUUGCUGAGUCAUUCUUACAAACUCAGUUCGAGCAAGGAAUCUACAACUCAGACAGCUACAGAUGGGACGCGCACACCACGGCAGGCUUCAUUAAAGAUGGAAACAGAAUGUCGAUUCUAGUUCUACAUAACGCUACGAACCCGUUCCAGUGGGACCCACCGGCCAAGUCGACUACCAGCAUCGGCGUAUACGGACUUUUUGCUCAUGAGCAUAACGAGAUCCAUUGGACGACUAUUGCGCCGGGUGUUCCUAAGUGGUUCACCUCAUGCCUCAACGGGGGUCACCUAACGAUCGAACAGAAGUGGUUUCCCAACAUGAAGGCUUCUGACAAGCGGUUUCAUCGCGCGUAUUGGUUGGCUGCAAACAGAUUGCCGCUCAACCGCAUACUAAACCAUAGCGUGGCACCCGAGAAGCCGUACGGAGUGCUUGAAGACAACGAGAAGGAUGACUUUGUGAUUACGGAAGAGGACCUGCAGCACGGGUGGAACGGAGAGAGUGUACCAGUGGAGGAAUCGGAUAAUAUCUGGGAGAGAAUUGUCGAGGAGACAGAGGGAGUGAACCUGGCGGAGGUUGAGCAUAUGUCUAUCGGGGGAUCAGAGAGGGCGUUUAUGGCGGACUGAUUGAUCAAGUGAGGGUUUCCUCACUAUGCGAUGCCAAGAGCUCACAUACGAUGGAAAAGGAGGCUUUUAGAUAGGAAGUGGCUGCCCAUGGGCCCGCAUAUAGUAUAGUCUCAUUGAGAGAAAUGAACGAUGAUCCAAAUCAUCAGACCAC